This is a messenger RNA of Saccostrea cuccullata (small rock oyster), 1408 nucleotides long. RefSeq names its product protein GPR107-like. Lineage: Eukaryota; Metazoa; Mollusca; Bivalvia; Ostreida; Ostreidae. The record is from RefSeq and is a predicted model, not a curated record. Gene Ontology annotation, biological process: transport. The transcript has 12 exons. Gene Ontology annotation, cellular component: membrane; Golgi apparatus. Bases 44 to 1408 code for a protein of 454 amino acids.
GGAAGUUGGAGUUGCAAGAAUCAGUCUAAGUCAGAAGAAACUGAUGACGAGUUGGUUAAUAUGUUCGUGUAUCUGUUAUCUGGCGUCAGGAAGAAUACACAAAUUAAGCCUAAAGAAUGAUGAUAGAGGAGUUGUAAGACUGAGCACGUUUGGGUUUUUAAAGAGCGGAGCUCUACAAGUUAACAUCACCCAGUUUAGAUAUAAUGUAAAUGGAGUAAAUAUGACAGAUAGUGGGAAGAUGGUGGAUUCAAUGUUUGGAUUUACUCUUGAUAAAAGUGAUAGCAGUGGAAUUGCUUCCUAUUUGGAGGACAAUCAAGGGAAGAACUGUAUCCUCUCCCUAAACAACCCAGCCAGUAUAUUCAAAGAGAAAACCAUGUCCAUCAUCUUCUUCAGGAUGAAGUUUUCCAACAAACAGAUGGAAAUUCAGAAGUAUGGUAAAGAUAUUAGAAUGCUGGACAUCUCAGCAAAGGCUCGUAUGAAAAUUUCUGGGAGAUCAUCUAUAACCAAAGGGAACACAGGUAAAGGUUUAAGUGACUCUUCAAUGAUGCGCAAAAUAACACCUGCAAAAUUCACUGAUCCACCCCCAGCAAGUGCACCAGGUAGUGUGACAAAAUCUACACAGAAGAGGAGCCUUCAGCGAAGAGAAGGGAAGAGGGAACCUCCCCCCAGUGUAGUUCCACCUCAGACAACCACACGAAAGACAGACCCCCUACACCCAGAACCAUUACCUAUUCAAGGGAAUCUUAAAAACGGACACUCUGUAUCUUUUGGAAUCAAUGUAGACAAUGACCAAGAGGAAGGGCUAUACAAUCUCUACUUUCACAAUUGCUUUCAGUAUGAAAAAGGGGUCCAUGCAACAUUUGAAAUGCAGGUUGAUAUAGAAGAGAUAAAUGACGGGAACUACUUGUCGGCGGGGGAGAUUCCUAUCCCCGCCCUCUUCUUCACCCUCUCCGUCCUGUUCUUCAUCGCUGGCAUUGUGUGGAUGGUGAUUCUACGCCGCGUUAAGGAGGAUGUAUACACAAUGCAUUAUUUAAUGUUUGCGGUGGUGAUGGUGAAGGCACUAUCAAAUCUCUUUAAUGCUGUGAACAUGCACUUUAUUGCAGUAGAAGGCAUGCACGAGGAAGCCUGGGCAGUAUUGUACUACAUUGUAUAUCUAUCUCGAGGAGCUUUAUUGUUUGUGACAAUUUUACUGAUUGGAACAGGAUGGACUUUUGUAAAACACGUCUUUUCAGACAAAGAAAAGAAACUUUUUCUGAUUGUUAUCCCUCUACAGAUUUUGGACAACAUUGCGUACAUUAUUAUUGAGGAGAGUGAGGAGGGCCAGUCGGAGUACGCUAUAUGGCAGGAGAUUUUUAUUCUGGUAGAUCUACUCUGCUGUGGAGCAAUUCUCUUCCCUGUUGUAUGGUAA